ACAGACUUCAUCUUUUGUACCACCUCUCUCUCUCUCUCUCUCUCUCUCUGACAUGGCAUUCUCCAAAGAAGAAACCCUUAUCUACGGCAUCAAACUCUCGUCCGUCGGGCCGGGACGGGUCACCGGACAAGACGUGGUUCACGAGCCCACCCACAUGGACUUAGCCAUGAAGCUACACUACCUAAGAGCCGUUUACUACUUCAAGAGCGAAGCAGUGGAAGGGUUAACCACCACGAGACUCAAGGAACCAAUGUUCACGUGGCUCAACCAAUUCCCCGCGGCCUGUGGCCGGUUCCGCCAGCGGUCGGACGUCGAGUCCGGUAGGCCCUACAUCAAGUGUAAUGACUGUGGGGUGAGGUUCAUCGAAGCGCAGUGUGUGAAAACACUUGAUGAGUGGAUGGAGAUGAUGGAGGAGGGAGAAUAUGGUGGUAGCUCCCUUCACAAGCUGCUUGUUUCAAACCAAGUUAUUGGUCCUGAGUUGCUUUUCUCGCCUCUUGUUCUUUUGCAGUUCACUAGGUUCACAUGUGGUGGAAUGUCAGUGGGCCUAAGCUGGGCCCAUGUCCUCGGAGACGCGUUUUCAGCCGCAGAUUUCAUAAACGGGUUGGGCCGAAUCAUGGCGGGCCAACAACCACUCAAACUGACCCAACUACAAACCAAGAUUGAAAGUUACGGAAGCCCACCAGAACCGUCGAAAGAUCCGCUCUCAGUUAAACGGGUCGGCCCAGUUGGAGACCACUGGAUGUUUUCCAAUCACUGCAAAAUGGAAGCAGCUUCUUUCCAUCUUAGUGCCACACAGGUGAGUCAGUUGCAAUCAAAGUUAUGUGGCCAAAAUAGCACUAGUCAAAUUCCAGUGUUCGAGUCCCUUUGUGGUGUUAUUUGGAAAACUGUGGCCAAAGUAAGAAAUGGGCCAGAGCCCAGAACUGUGACGAUUGUCAAAAAUGAUCCUCGCGCCCGAAAAACCGGCAGUUUGGGCAAUGGUCAAGUUAUAAGCACAGUUAAAGCUGAUUUCUCCGUGAUGGAAGCCAAUCCGAAGGAACUCGCGGAAUUGAUGAUUAAUCAAGCUGUGGACGAGCGAAGAAUGAUCGAAGCAGUAGUUGAGAGAGAGAAGGGAUUGUCUGAUCUCAUUACUUACGGAGCGAACUUGACUUUCGUCGAUUUGGGGGAGGCAAAUCUUUACGGGUUGGAGUUGAAGGGAGAAAAGCCUGCUAAUGUGAGUUAUACGAUCGAUGGCGUGGGAGACGAAGGAGUUGUUCUGUUACUUCCGGGGCCAAAAGAUGGCAGCAAAGAUGGGAAUGGAGAAAAGGUGGUGACCCUCGUCAUGCCAGAAGAUCAAGUUAUGGUGCUGAAAGUUGAACUGAAAACAGAAUUCGCAACUUGCACUUACGUGUAGUAAUGAAGUGAUUAAUGAGUGUUACCAUAAAUUUCUCGUGUGUAUUAUGUGGGUAUGCUUCAUAGAUUGAAGACCAAAACUUAGGCAUAUAUAUAGGAAAAUUCUAAAAUCAGCCUGAUAAUAAUAAGUGUGUGAAUGUGUAUUAAAUAGUGUAAAAAGUAUACAGAAAUAUGUGUUUUUCUUGUCUUCUAGUAUACUUAUUGUCAGUACAGUAGACUGACAAUAACAAGACCGAUUAUAUAAAAGGCUGAAGUGUGGACAUAUAUAUAUAUAUAUAUAUAUAUAUAUAUAUAUAUAUAUAUAUAUAUGGCAUUUGGACUUGGUAUGUACUUCUUGAUCUGUUAUUAGCUUUAUUCGGUUUCUUCUU
This is a messenger RNA of Rhododendron vialii, 1757 nucleotides long. Its product is annotated as protein ECERIFERUM 26. Lineage: Eukaryota; Viridiplantae; Streptophyta; Magnoliopsida; Ericales; Ericaceae. The transcript has 2 exons. The record is from RefSeq and is a predicted model, not a curated record. Bases 53 to 1390 code for a protein of 445 amino acids. Gene Ontology annotation, molecular function: acyltransferase activity, transferring groups other than amino-acyl groups.